This is a messenger RNA of Paramecium tetraurelia, 624 nucleotides long. RefSeq lists its product as uncharacterized. The record is from RefSeq and is a predicted model, not a curated record. The transcript is spliced from 4 exons. Gene Ontology annotation, molecular function: mRNA binding; metal ion binding. Lineage: Eukaryota; Ciliophora; Oligohymenophorea; Peniculida; Parameciidae.
AUGAUUGAUCAUUAGUCACACAGUACUGAACAUUCAAUUGACAAUUAAAGCGAUGCAAAAUCGGAAGAGUCUUUUGAAGUGGUAGAAAAGAAAAUUAAGAAUAAAAAACAAUUUUUGGAAGAAGAACCAAGGAAAAAAAAGAAGGAGCUAUGUCGAAAUUAUCAAAUUAUGGGUAUUUGUAAAUAUGGAGAACAAUGUUUUUUUGCUCACUGUCCUUCUUAUUAUUAAUCAACUUUCUAAGACUAAGUCUUGAAGAAGACUAAACCUUGCAGAAGAUACUUUAGUGGUUCUUGUUACUUUGGUCAAAAAUGUCAAUUUUUACAUUCUUAAUGUAUUGAUGUAGUAGAGCAAAGAGAGUUUAUAGAGAAGUAAUACAAAGAAUUGAAGUUGAUGGUUCCUUUGAAUCCAAUUAAAUUGGAUCAAACUUAGAGAUUUGAUUUACAAAGAUUUCACCAUCUUUAUAAAAUUUUUGGGAGGAAAUUGAACUUCAGAAGGGAUGAACUAAUCAUUAAUAGUUGUAGAAAUCGAUUGUAGAUCUUCGUAUCAAUUUGUAAAUAAUCAGACAGGUUCGAAUAGUUAUUGAUGUCAAACAAUACAAGCAGAAAAGAAAGUGAAUAAAGCUGA